Brachypodium distachyon (stiff brome) is the source of this 1337-nucleotide messenger RNA. RefSeq lists its product as uncharacterized. NCBI's taxonomy places the organism in Eukaryota, Viridiplantae, Streptophyta, Magnoliopsida, Poales, Poaceae. The record is from RefSeq and is a predicted model, not a curated record. The transcript is spliced from 3 exons. The coding region runs from base 324 to 968 and encodes 214 amino acids.
UUGCCGCCGUCCGUCAUUCCGUUUCCUUCCCGAAGCAUCCAUCCGCGCAGACGCAGCAGCUGACGCAGCGCGCCCGACACCCACCCGUGGCAAGGACUAGAAAACACGGUCAAACCUUCCUCCAACCAUCAUCUCUUCUCGCCAAUUGACUCCCCGAACCCGAGCCCCCACGAAGAAAAAGGAAACUCUCCUCCGCUGCUGCCGUUUCCAUCUCCGCCUCGGCUUAAAACCCCGGCACCGAAACCAACUCCAUUAACUAACCGCCUUGCCUGCCAGGGUUCGAUCGAUUUGCGAGUGAGCGGGUUGAUCGAUCGGGCGGCGCGAUGGAGAAGAAGCUGGCGAUGCCGCUGGCGGCGCACGGGGGGCACGAGGGGAUGUGGGCGCGGCCGUGGCGGUGGGCCAAGACGGCCUUCUUCCUCGUCUCCAUGCUCGCCUCGCUGCUGCUCGUCUGCGCGCCGCCGCUGCUCGUCGUGCUCCUCGACCUCCUCCUCCCGCCCGCGCUCCUCUCCAACUUCCUCCGCGCCCACCACCACACCCUCCUCGACCAGGCCAGGGGCUUCCACUUCCGCUCCUCCCUCGUCGACCUCCCCGCCGUCUCCGCCGCCCGCUCCCUCCUCAUCCUCUGCGCGUACACGGCGUGCGGGGGCGGAGCGGCCUACCUGUGGGUGGCGGCGGCGUGCAGCGUCGGCUCCCUCUGCUACGUGCUCGCCAAGGCCGUCGCGGUCUUCGGCGUGUCCCCGGCGGCGGCCGACGGCGGGCGGCUGGAGCUGCAGGGGAAGGGGCAGCUCGUCGCCGUCGAGGCCAUGUUCCUCAUCUCGCUCGCGCUCGCCGCCGCGCACCUCGCCAUGGCCUACCGGGCCAGCUGCCGCGAGAGGCGCCGCCUCCACGUCGUCUACAGAAUCGACAUCGAAGCUGUAAGGCUAAAGGGAGGCCAUACGCCUAAGUCACUGAAGCAAUGCAUCGUAUGACAGACGCCCUCCCGGUCGGGUACAAAUGGAUUCUGAAGGAACGGCAGAUCUCUGCUUCUGCUGAUCCGGUCCCAAAUUUUGGUUCGAGUAGCUGUGUACACUCCGGUCGAUACGACACACCUUAUGCCCAUGUAUAUGUGCUCAACUCACACUGUCUCUCCCAGUCCCAGGUGGACAAUAGUGUGAUGCUGUAAAUAUGGAUACAUUUUGUGCUUCGGCCUCCUGCAAGAUGGGAUGAGCCGUACGCUGCUGUUUUAAUUGGUUUCCCUGGGUGCUACCCGCUACGGGAAGGCGAAUUCCGGCUUUGCUUUGCCCGAGUGCAAGUGUGAAUUGUCAAUGGUUGGAUGAAACGGAAUCUUGGUGGCCUGA